AUGUAUUUCAAGACCGCCAUCGUUUCCGCUAUUGCGCUCCUCUUCGCCGGCCAGGCCAUGGGUGCGGCUCCGAUUGCCGCCGACGCACGCGCAGCUUGCAACUGCCCAGACAACUGCUUUCGUAAACCAGGCUCCAGCUGCGAGUACUAUGCUGAUGCCUCCCACGUUUUAGUCUAUCAUGGGAGUAAGUGA
Daldinia loculata is the source of this 192-nucleotide messenger RNA. RefSeq lists its product as uncharacterized. The coding region runs from base 1 to 192 and encodes 63 amino acids. Lineage: Eukaryota; Fungi; Ascomycota; Sordariomycetes; Xylariales; Hypoxylaceae. The record is from RefSeq and is a predicted model, not a curated record. The transcript is spliced from 2 exons.